Molecule: messenger RNA, 1194 nt
Organism: Exophiala aquamarina CBS 119918
Lineage: Eukaryota; Fungi; Ascomycota; Eurotiomycetes; Chaetothyriales; Herpotrichiellaceae
Exons: 3
Coding region: 1-1194 (397 amino acids)
Source: RefSeq, a predicted model, not a curated record
AUGGCUGCCACUCAGAGUAAUGGUGUGCCCAGCGGGCCAAGGCCAAGAUUGAACAUUCCUGGCUCAUCUGUGUCGAUAUCGGUCAAGAUCAUUGACGCAUCGACCAUCUCUAACGUGCCUGCUCAAGCUUUGUUUACUCCACUGGUCCCUGGAUUUACGACAGCGGCCGCUGCACCUUCAUUUUGCUUUCUCCUCGAGCACCCCUCUGGUCAGAAGGUGCUGUUUGAUCUCGGGAUCCGCAAAGACUGGCAGAACCUUGCCCCGGCCAUCGUCGAGCGAUUUAAGAAGGUUGGACACCAGCCGAGCGCUGAAAAGAACGUUUCGGAAGUCCUCGAUGAGGCUGGCGUUGGCAAGGAGAAUAUUAAUGCUGUGAUCUGGAGUCAUGCCCACUGGGACCACCUAGGGGAUAUGUCCACCUUUGGCCCGCAGACUGACUUAGUAGUUGGUCCAGGUUUCAAGGAUUUUUUCCUGGGUGAAGGGAACGGCAAAAACUCUACCCUGGGGAGUGUCCAACCAAGCGACGUGGAAGGCCGAACCGUCCGUGAAAUCGAUUUCCAAGGAACGAAGACCCACACGAUUGGCCGGUUCAAAGCCCUCGACUACUUCCAAGACGGCUCGUUAUAUCUUCUAGACACUCCCGGCCACUGUGUCGGCCACCUGUGUGCCUUGGUCCGGACGACUACAAAUCCAGACACGUUUGUCUUCUUAGGGGGUGAUGCCGCACACCAUUGUGGCGAAGUCCGCCCGUCAGCUUAUGUCCCGAUGCCUCAAUCCAUUGCAACUUUGAAUAGGGCAACGCACGCGGACCGGCAAUCUGCUAGCUUUACUAACAGCAACAUGCCCGUCUGCCCUUGCUCCUGGUUCGAUGAAUUGCAGGUCUCGCGCAAUCGCGAUCCUGCCGGUCCACUAUGGCAGCCUGCGUUUGGCCAUAAUAUGGAAGAAGUGAUGACAACAAUUGAGGGCAUGCAGGAAUAUGACGGAGAUGGGAAUGUGUUUGUCAUAUUGGCUCAUGACCCAUCCUUGCGAUGUCCUGAGGUGCCGUUCUUCCCAGAGCAGGUUAACAACUGGAAGGAAAGGGGACUCGGCCAAAAGUUGAGGUGGGUAUGGACGGAAGAGAUCCUUGCUGCAAUAAAAACAAGUAAUGACCCUGUGGACUUCUUCCCUCGUGACAUUUCAACUAAGAUAGCUACUUAG